Molecule: messenger RNA, 3975 nt
Organism: Ectocarpus siliculosus
Lineage: Eukaryota; Phaeophyceae; Ectocarpales; Ectocarpaceae
Source: the annotation of a GenBank genome assembly
AUGGUCUCAUACGUAUCUCUGCUGCUUCUUCUCUCUCCCCCUUCCUUCCUUCCGCAGCCAAUUUCGUUUGUUCAACUGCACUCUCGUGCUGUCGCCAUCGCGGACGCCUUGACAGGGGCGGAAGGCCUCGGAAGCCAACGCCCGGCGACCCCAACCUUCACUGUUGCCAUCCUUUGCGGGAAAUCCGACAUCGCCGAGAUCUGCGCCGUUCUAGCUGUGAUACUCGCUGGGGGAUGUUUCGUUCCCAUUGACGACAAGCUGCCUCUACCUCGUCUGUCCGAAGUUUUCAGAGACGCGCAGCCAGAUGCGAUAGUUACCACGCGGUCUUUUUUAGCCGGUGAAAGGGCGGCUGGUGGUAGCGGUAUCCCCGCUGUCAUCGAGCAGCAAGGGUGCCAAAUUCUCCACCUCGAGGACAGUGGAAAACCAAGCGAAUCCCGCGAGACGGUAGACACUUUUCGAGAGAGUAAGGCGCACGACGAGAACGGAGAGAGCGAGGAGAGUAUCGGGAAGCAUUCAUGUGGAAAAAGGGUUCCGAGGUCCUCAGCAUGUACGGCAUCUACCGCUGCUCGCCAUGCCAACGUCGUACCCGACGAUGAAGGCCCUGUUGCGGACAAAGGGAAUUCAAGCUUAGCAGGGCAAGCCUGUCCGGGCCCAUUGGAAAACGACACGAGACCAGGUGCAGCCAGUGAAAGCAAGGGAUUGGCUGACAGUGGCCUGUAUGACAGAAAGGAGCUCCACCCGUGCCCUGUGCCUUGCGAUGAAGAAGACUUGCUGUAUAUUUUGUACACUUCAGGGACCACUGGGCCUCAGAAGGGUGUUCGGGGCACUCGAUCUGGAGCCGUAAAUCGCAUCCUUUUCGGGUGGAGCUUGUGCCCUUUCCGUGGCGACGGAGAGCUGGUCUGCAGGCGGACUCCUUCUUGCUUCGUGGAUUUCGUGGCCGAGGUGUUUUGUCCACUCUUGGCUGGAGUUCCUUUGUUUCUCCCCACCCCCGGAGCUCACGCCGAUCCGCUGCUGCUGGUCCCCGCUUUGGCCGAAGUCAAGGCUACCCGUAUUACCUUGACGCCAUCGUUGCUUGCGUCGAUGCUUAGAACCACAAGUUCUGAUACCGAGACGUUGCUGCCGGACGUGCAUGUGAAAGUGCGUGGUGUCCGCGUUUCGCCCGAGGCGGUGGAAGUAGUGGCAUGCAGGGCUUCGGGGCUGCCCGUAGGAGCCUUUGCCGUGGUGUACGAUCAUGGGAUGGACACUGACGGCAGCGCGGGGGGUGAUUCCAGUGCGGUCACCAAGGCCGCAAUCGCUACAAGAUCUCCCGAUCGUGGACGGCUCUGGGGUUUCUUUGAGCCAAACGGUGUACAAGUGAACAACGAAGGGCUGGCGAAGCUGCGGCUCCAGCUAGCCGCGGUACUGACUACGGCACAACUACCAGCAGUUCUGGUACCUGUCGUCGGGAGGUUUCCUUUGACCACCAGUGGGAAGGUUGACAAGCGGGCGCUUUUGAGAGAACAUUGGAAACAAGUAGAGGCACUCGGCGGACGACCAGUCGCAAGCGCAGAAGGAGUAGAUGCAUAUCUGCCUUUCCCGACGGACGUCACAACCCAAAAAGUGGGAACCCUUGCUGCUGCCAGAGAGGCUGUCGCGCGGGCGAUAGUCAGUGUCCUCCCCGACGCUCGGGCUUCUAUCGCGUCCUGGUUAAUAAACCUCGAGGAAUCCGCCCCGGGGAGCUCUAACUGCUCGAAUAUGACGUUCGCAUCAACCCUUCACGAUAUUCUGGAAAAGGAAAGGCAUGCGGAAGAGACGAAAAAUUCUUCGGGGACGGCGAUAGGCCUUGCCGCUGCAGGAUUGGCAGCUACCGGCGCUGGACAACGCAAACCUCCCGUGCCUCCUGCCUGUCCUGGUUUGCUUUCGCCGGCGGUAGCGGAUGCCUCUGCGGCGGGGUUUCAGAGUACAUCUUCCCCAGGCCGAAAGAGGCAGCGGCUUGAUUUUGAAAAGCGUGACCAGACGACGCACUCACGCUCAUUUCUGGCGCUUGGUCGAGCUGCAUCGGGCUUGCCUAAAACCGUCGCCUGCCUGGGCGAAGUAGGCGAUCGAGUCGGCGAUGGAAGCGGGCUAAAAGGGGCAAAAGCGGACCUUGAGGUUCGUUGGUCUUCGUGCCUUACGAAAUGCAUUGACGCUACUCCGCUCGUGUUCCUCCCCAAAAGCGAGAGGGAAAUUGUCGGCCGAUCUAGGACGGGAGGUGUCGACAAUGCCGGCGGCAUGGUGGCCGAAGCACCCUCGCAAUUUGCCUCGCCCGAGAGCGUUGGUCCGUCAAGUUAUUGUCCAAGCGUUGUAGGCACCCAGCGUUUGGGAGGGCGGGUGAAAGAAGCUGGAAAAUCAACCACAUGCGGCGAUGCUAGAAUUUCCACCUCGCAUGUCUCGUCGGGGACCGUCUAUAUCGGGUCUCACUCGGGCGAGUUCCAGGCUCUGGAUCUCGAAACUGGUGAUCGUGAAUGGUUGUUCACUGCCGGGGGUCGCAUUGAGUCCGGGGCGGCCUGCUCCUGCGACGGGUCGACUAUUUUCGUUGGAUGUCACGAUGGGCGCCUGUAUGCAAUAGACCGUCGCAUGGGAGUUUUAUCGUGGUCGUUCGAGACGGGCGAUGCCAUCAAGUGCACCCCCAUUUGCAUGCCCGAAGCGCCAUCGUCGGAUCUCACCAACCGAGGGGCGAGGAAGGAGGGGGAGCUGGUCGACUGGGGCACCGUGGUGUUCGGAUCGCACGAUGGAGUUCUGCGGAGUCUGUGGGAGGCUGAUGGUGUACUCCGAUGGAACUUCGAUUGCGGUGGAGCUCUCUUUGCCUCUCCAGCGCACGAUGCGGAGGCUCGCGUUGUUUACGCUGCAACGACGAAAGGGCGAGUGGUUGCCCUCGACAACUCCGCGUUGGUGGCAUUCGCGGGAACCGAAGCAGCAGGUUCCGUCGAUCACAACCGCAAACUUACCGGUUCCUCAACAACACAACCCACUCUCCUCUGGGAUACGUACCUGCCGGCACCCGUCUUUUCUUCCCCUGCGGUGUGUAGUGCAAGUGGGACUGUUGUUCUUGGGUGCGUGGACGGGGGACUAUACUGCGUUUCCUCUGUCGGAGAGCAGGUGUGGGUUUGUCGCCGAGGGGACAAGCCCGUGUUCUCUUCGCCUUGCAUACUUCCACCCCCUUGCAAGGAGAUGGGCGGGGAUGUGAACAACGCAAGCGGAACGCGGGUCAUCUGGGGAUGCCACGAUGGGGUCGUGCGUUGUCGGAGCGGCGUUGACCUGGCUUGGGAAACAGAUGUUCGCCGAGGCCAGCCGGUGUUCUCUUCCCCAUGCUUUGCAGCAGUAGCCUGCGAAGGGUGCGCUCUCCUUUGCCCUCUCGUGCUUGCUUGCUCCGUACCAGGCUUGAUAUCUGCUCUUUCUCUAGCUGACGGAGAGGUACUCGGCGAAAUACAGUUGCCAGGAGAAAUAUUUUCGUCUGCCGUCGUUGCCGGGCCAUCUGUUGUCGUGGGGUGCCGAGACAAUCGCGUGUAUGUUCUAGACAUCCUGAUGACGUGUCCGAAAUGUGUCCAGACCAAGGCGGUUGCGACGGUUUGCUAAUUCUUCCUCUUGAUUGAGCUACUGCUGUUCGGGGGUGCGUGCAGCCGGCGGCGCCACGAUCUUAUUGCCUUUGCUGAUGAUGCUGCCCGUGAAAACAUGCUGGGGUUUACCAAAAACGCGACAUACUGCACGGCGUGCCAGUUCACUAAGCUAAGCUCAUGGUUGUGGCGUGCACAGCGCGGGCUCAUUCGGUGAUGUAUGGCCGAUGAGCGUCCGUGCGGCUGAAGCUGCCCCGCCUCUCAAUGAUUGACCACUUUUUGCGUGCCUCGCCACGGGAGAAUACUUUUCCGCUCGCGAUGGCUGACGUCCGCGACUCGGUUACACACUGUUUCUCCAUCAGAAAGCGAUAGUUCCGUGCGUAGCACUGAUGGACUUCUUUGC